ACGGUGAAUUAAAGAUCUACAUUUCAUUUCAAAAGUUUGGAAAGCUCUUUAAUUUGUCCUUUAUCUCAGUGCAUGCGCAUAAAACUUGCAGGACGAGUACUUCUAGCUAGCUCGUUCUUUUAUUCUCAGGAAGUUUCAGAAUAGCAACUUGAUAUAUAGAUGGCAGGACAAUCAGCAAGUUUUGAAAACAAUCAGGAACAUGGGGCUAAAAAGCUGUCCAAAGAAAUCGCAGGUAUGAUAAAAAACUUAGAGACACUCCCAGCAUCAACAUCUAAACAUUGUUGUAUCUACAAGGUUUCAGAUCACAUUCGCAAAUCGAACGAAGAAGCUUAUACUCCUCAGGUAAUAUCAAUUGGGCCUUUCCAUCGUAAUAAUCCAAAAUUGCAAACCAUGAAAAGGUUUAAAUUGAAUUAUCUAAAGAGUUUCAAGGAAAGAGCUGAAAUAGAGUUGGAAGAUAUAGUAAGCACUAUAAAAGGUGCGGAAGAAAGUGUUUGGGAAAGUUAUUCGGAGACUAUAUCACUUGACAGUGAUGAUUUUGUGAAAAUGAUCCUGCUUGAUGCCAGCUUCAUUAUCGAGUAUUUCUGGAAAAACAAGACGCUAAACUGGACCGACAGUGACCAAGAAAUAUUAGAGCCGUGUUUGUGCAAUAGGAUGCAGAUGGACUUCAUAUUACUUGAAAAUCAGCUUCCUUUCUUUAUUACUGAGAAAAUAUAUGACAUUGCAUUUCCAUCUCGCUCAAAAAACAACCCCUUCAUUGGGCUUACCUUUCGCCAGUUCGAAUAUUACAACGUUCAAAUUUCCCAAUAUUCUCCGUCAACAAAAAUAUUGCACUUCACUGACUUGGUUAGAAACUUUUGCAUGCCUCCUAGCGAAAGGCGACCGAAAGGAGAGUCUCAAAAGAUGAAGGAAAUGUACAGUGCAACCCAGCUGGAUGAGGUAGGAUUGAAGUUUAAGAUGAGCAAACCAAGCUCUAAUCUCUCACCUCUUGAACUAAAAUAUGUGGAGGGAGUGCUGGAAGUCCCACGCUUUCAGUUAGACGAUACCACGGAGAUUUAUGCUCGAAACCUCAUUGCCUUGGAGAAAUAUCACUAUCCUUAUAAAGAUGAGGCAUAUAUUACUGAUUACUAUACCAUGUUAAGUUUCCUUAUCAAAACAGACAAAGAUUUGGAUGUACUUGUACGAGAGCAGAUCAUCGAUAAUUGGCUGGAUGGCGUCGUGGCAACUUCAAUGAUCAACAAGCUGUCCGGCGAAACACGUUUCUAUAUCAAAAUAAACUCUCAUUAUCACACGAUGGCUGAAGAGUUGAACAAAUUCUAUAUUAGUCCCUGGAAUCUCAUCCCUAGCUUGAAACGUGCUUUAUUUCGCACGAAUUUGGCCGGUACUAUUACCAUAUCUAGUGCUGUUGGGUUAAUCCUCACAGGGGUUGAAUCUGCAUGCUCUGUUCUAUCGCUUAAGUACUUUUAAGUUUUUUUUAUUUUUAUUUUUUUAAGUAUUUUAAAGCUUGUAUAAUUCUAAUUAAGCUUGUUUAUUUAAAGCUAGCCCCUUGGUGGCUCGUGCUAGUAGUACCCCGCAUGGGCUAGGGGCUUGCCUUGUAUGAAGAUUAGUCGGGGUGUAUUUGGUAAUAAAAUAUGAAUAUUUAUUUAUUCUCA
This is a messenger RNA of Juglans regia (Persian walnut), 1649 nucleotides long. RefSeq names its product UPF0481 protein At3g47200-like. The transcript has 2 exons. NCBI's taxonomy places the organism in Eukaryota, Viridiplantae, Streptophyta, Magnoliopsida, Fagales, Juglandaceae. Bases 160 to 1464 code for a protein of 434 amino acids. The record is from RefSeq and is a predicted model, not a curated record.